Molecule: messenger RNA, 4501 nt
Organism: Stegostoma tigrinum
Lineage: Eukaryota; Metazoa; Chordata; Chondrichthyes; Orectolobiformes; Stegostomatidae
Gene: st6galnac5a
Product: ST6 (alpha-N-acetyl-neuraminyl-2,3-beta-galactosyl-1,3)-N-acetylgalactosaminide alpha-2,6-sialyltransferase 5a
Exons: 5
Coding region: 226-1191 (321 amino acids)
Biological process (GO): oligosaccharide metabolic process; ganglioside biosynthetic process
Molecular function (GO): alpha-N-acetylgalactosaminide alpha-2,6-sialyltransferase activity
Source: RefSeq, a predicted model, not a curated record
UGUAGCAUGAAGCGUGGAGAUGAUGCUGGCGAGAGAGAGAGAGAGAGAGACACUGAGGCUGAGAGAGACAGAAAGAGCAGUGCGAGAUUUUCAGUGAGCGCACGAAGUAGCAUGUUCUCUGAAUACAACCUUUGCAGAAUCCCCUGCCUGAGGAAGAAAGAGCCCAAUGGAAGGGUCUAAGUAGAGAGAAGAGAUGAGAUUACAAUCCCAGAGGAGAGCAGCAGAAUGAAGAAGCUGGUGAGGCAUCUGCUCGGAGUGUUUGUGGGUAUUUCCACUUGUGGAACCCUGCUGGUUCUCUAUGCUUCCUCCAGCGAUCUCAGAGCUGGUCCUUGGGUGUCGUUCAGUGCAGAGACCAGGAGGAGGAGAGAUACAGACAGGAGCCCGGAGCCCUCCUCACUGCCACUGCUGAAGGGAUAUAUCAAUUUCAGAGACCAUAAGGGUCUGAGGCUCCACUGUAAGGACUGCGCUCUGGUCACCAGCUCCGGGCAGCUCAUUGGGAGCGGGCAGGGAGCAGAGAUCGACGGCGCCGAGUGUGUCAUUAGGAUGAACGAUGCGCCGACGUGGGGUUACCAGGAGGACGUGGGCCGCAGGACGAGCCUACGGGUGGUCGCUCACUCCAGCAUCCAACGGCUGCUGCAGAAAGGAGGCGAGCUGCUCAAUGCCAGCUGCGACCCAGUCUUCAUCUUCUGGGGCCCGAGCAGCUGCAUGAGGAGAGAUGGCAAGGGCCGGCUUUAUAAUCACCUGCAACUCCUCCACCGCAUUCGGCCCCACCUCAAGCUGCACACCAUCACGCGGCAGAAGAUGCUACAUUUCGAUGAACUCUUCAAGAGGGAGACGGGGAAAGACAGGAAAGCCUCCAAUUCCUGGUUGAGUACUGGCUGGUUCACCAUGAUCAUCGCCCUUGAAAUCUGCGACAGAAUUGAUGUCUAUGGCAUGGUCCCACCGAACCACUGCAGGGACCCCGCUCACCGCUCCGUGCCAUACCAUUACUACGAGCCUUCAGGAAUCGAUGAGUGCACGAUGUACAUCUCGCACGAGCUGGGCCGCAAGGGGAGCCAUCACCGGUUCAUCACGGAAAAGCAUGCGUUCACCAGGUGGGCAAGGAAAUACAACAUCCACUUCCACCAACCGGAAUGGGAGCUCGCAUCCUUGACUUCCAAUCACACAGAGCGUGAGGCGGGGAGGAGGUGAGGCAGGGCUGAAGGCAAGGAGACCCAAACAUGGGCGCGCACCUGACCAAUCAGCAGGAGCUGCCAGACCCAAAGGACAGUUUCCUCAUCCUCUUUCAAAUUGGCUUCCUGCCAGAGAAAAAAGACCACAAUAACCGGCUUGUGUGGCUGGUGAAACGCUGUGGAAGGACAGUUGCAACGUUAAGAGAUGACCCUUCUGAGGAAGGGUCACAGGACCCAAAACGUUAACCCUGUUUUUUUCCCUUCACGGAUGCUGCCAGACCCGCUGAGUUUUUCCAGCAACUUUGUUUUUGUUAGGAGAUGACAUGACGGCCGCUCCUGCAGAUCUCUCAAUUCUGAAAGCUCAUGAGGCCCAAUGUAGGAGCAAAAUAAUCCUUUUUUUUAAUAUAGGGAACCCAGAAGGAACUUUGUUUGAUUUAUUGACUUUAGUUUAAUUAAUGCUGCAGCCUUUGCGACCCUCACAAGUGUUUUGUCUUUAUAUACUUCUGAUGGUUCCUUUCCAAUCACUGACCUGUAAUGUUAUUUGUAUCAGUAGGAAUUUAUUACCUCAUUGGGCUCCAACAUGUCACUUUUGAACUUUUGCUGACAUUUUAACCAAAUACCACAGGCAGCUCAGAAUUAUAGCCUCUAAUUAAUCUUCCUGACUGCCAAGGACGCCUUGCAUUGUGAGAAAUUACUGUGUGGAAGAAUAAAAGUGUGUGGGGUAAGACUCAGAUCCGACUUCUGCUGUUUUAAGGAUUAAAGGACCAUCAAUCAGCGUUUCAUACCGCUGUGUCUAGUGAUCUGUAUGUAACUGCAUCUCUUCAACCUGGUUCUGUAAUCCUUCACAGUGGUACGUAACAAACAGGCAUCUGUGUUGAAAUUUUGCAUCCCUGCCGUCCACCUUCAACGUUUCUUUGAGGGAGAGAAGUCUACACUUUACCGUUCAUGGAAUAGCACAGUGGCUCAGUGCUUAACACUGCUGCCUCACAGCACCAAGGAGCUGGGGUUGAUUCCAGCCUUGGGUAACUGUGUGGAACUUCCAUAUUCUCCCUGUCUCUGGGUGCUCCUGUGUCCUCCCACAGUACAGAAAUGUCCAGGUUAGUUUGGAUUGGCAAUGGGAAAUUGCCCUAGUGCCCAGGCACGUGCAGGCCAGCUGAAUUAGCCAUGGGAAAUGCAGGUUACAGGGAUAGAGUAAGGGGUGGUCGUGAGUGGGAUGCUUUUCUGAGGGUCUCUGUGAACUUGAUGGGCUGAAUGGCCUUCUUCCAUAUUGUAGAGAUUCGAUGUAGAAUUCUGAAAACAGCCAUCUCUAAUUUUAUGCUCCCUUGUGUCCAACAGAGGAAAUCAUUUGUCUCUAUCCACACUGUUCAAAUCCUUUAAUUAUCUUAAAAUCCUCAAAUAGAUUGCUCCUAAAGCUGCUACAUUCACACAAAUAGAAGCACAGCAUAUACAAACACCAUAAUUUAACAUUAAGCCAAGAAAUUAUUCUGGCAAAUCUGUACUGUAUCCACUCCAAGGCCAGUGUGUCUUCAGCAAAAAUGAAUGCGUAUUUCAGACUGGACCCCUAAAUACUGCAGCAUAAUUUCUACCACACAGUUUUUCAGAUAAAGGCUAAUGUACCAUUAAACAGUAAAUGCUAAUUACUUGUAAAUUUCUCUCCAGCAUGGUACAGGCCCUCAGGUAAAGCGGUGCUCAAACUAGUGAGAGUUGAGUCAAAGUAGUAGUAGUAACAAAGUUGGUGGAGGCUGUGAUCCUGCAUGCAGUGCCCACUGGGAGCCCUGGAACGGCUGCAAAGUUGGCACAACAUCUGCAGAGGGAAACCAUGAAAUAUAUGGGCCCUGGGGCUGAUGUGCAAACAAAGCAAAGGUGAGAUGAGGAGAAAUGACUCCAUGAGAUAGAUCAAUUUUUAAUGAGUAGUGGAUUGAAUUGUUACGGGGAGCAGGCAGGAAAGUGGAGUUGAGGCCAAGAUGAUAUCAGCCAUGAUCACAUCCAAUAGUGGAGCUGAUCUGAGGGGCUGAAUUGCCUCCUGCUGCUGUCACUUCUUAUGGUCCUAUGUUAGGGCCUGGAAAUCACUGCCUGGAAAUGUAGUGGGGGCCGGUGCAAUUGAGGCAUUCAGGAGCGGCAUUGGACAGUCAUAUGGAUAGAAAUGGAGAGCCGAGGUAUGGAGAAAGGGCAGGAAAUUGGCCCCAGGAAAUAGAGUGAGUGCAGGCACAAUGGGCUGAAUGGCUUCCUGCACCGUAACAAUCUUGUGGUAGCUGGGAAUAUGAUGCAGCGUGAAAAGGGAAAGGUCUGGAGAGUGGCCCAAAGGUGGACAUGGGCUGGAAGAACUUCUAAAGGUUGGUGAGCUAGAGAGAGAGGGCCCGUAAGCUGUCCUGAACUUGGAGGAAGGAGAGGUGUUAGGGAUGGAAUCCAUCCAGUUGAUCCCACGUUGCCACACCUCGGGAUGUACUGCGGUGCAGUGUAAGGUCUAAGGGGGCAGCUAAUGAAAGUGGAAUCUACAUUGCAGAAAGGGUUGGGUGACUUCACCCAGAGCGGAGUACAACAAAAUAUAUGCACAAAAAAAAUCCCACAAAUAAGCUGUGUUUUCAUUCUGAAUUGUCUUCUGAUAUUAAAAUGGUAAUAAACAACAACUGAAGCUCCUUGUUUGUUUGACAGAUCACAACUGCUUGCUGCCAUUUAUAUUCCGCAAUUAAUGGACUUCUGCAGCAAUGAAAUCACAGCUCCGUCCAUGUGUACGAACAUAGAUCAUCACAAGGCACUAAUUGUUGCAAUAAUGUAGCUCAUGUCAUCCCAUUGACUUUCAGGGCCCUACUUUAGUUCACAGUCUGCCAGUUCUGCUGAACACCAACACAGCCUCAUCAAUAAAAUAUCCUCUGUAUCAGCUGGUGAGACACACUCUGAUAAAUCAGCAGCACCUUCCGCUAUCAAUAGCUUUGCAGUCAUAAUGUGCAGCCCAAGAGAUGAACCGCGUAUGUGCGAGAUCUUCACUUGUAGGGAGCACUGAAAACAAGGCACCAUCAAGAUAAGAUAGCUACCAAUGUGUCCACUCAGGCAUUCCGGAGAAAUAAAUUUCAGCAAACAGAAAAGAAAUUAGGGUUGGUAGUAUCAAGUGCACGAGGCAAAAAGACACCAUUAAGUGCUUUCUUCAUUAUAGAAUCCGUAAAGUGUGGAAGCAAGCCAUUCAGUCCACAUCGACCCUCUGAACAGCAUUCCACCCAGGCCCAUCUCCAUGCAUUUCCCAUGGGCAGCUCACCUGCCCUGCACAGCACGGCCAACCCACCCUAACCUGCACAUCUUUGGGCUGUGGGAGGAAACCCACGCAGACACAGGGA